Messenger RNA from Amphibalanus amphitrite, 2473 nucleotides. RefSeq lists its product as uncharacterized. The record is from RefSeq and is a predicted model, not a curated record. The transcript has 3 exons. Bases 352 to 1944 code for a protein of 530 amino acids. NCBI's taxonomy places the organism in Eukaryota, Metazoa, Arthropoda, Thecostraca, Balanomorpha, Balanidae.
GGCGUUUUACUGGUUACUAAAAAGAGAAGGAUUUCGUUUCUUAUACCGCACCUAAGUGUAGCUUAUAUUCUGACGGUAACAGUAUCACCAAACGCUGCCAACAUGCCCUUCGUCAUAACACUCAUAUUUGAUUGGUUUUAAAUUCAAUUAAAAUCAACCAACAGUCUCCGUACCGCACACGUCCCUGACCAUUGUUUGUUGCCAUGGCCAGUUUCUGAGCAACACUGUGCGCAGCCGGCCGACCAUGCAACGGCUGCAACGACCAAGUGCGGCAGCCCGCUGGGGGCCUCCGUCGAGGCAGGUCACCACAUUCUUCUGCAACUCACACCGACCCCUUGGUUCGGCUAUAAAAUGGCAGCGCUCAGGCGAGUCUGGCUGGUUGUGUCUUUGAUAUUUUUAACUGAGGCGGCACUGCAAUUUUUCGACGGCCAUGAUGCCUCCCGUAUACACCUGGUUGGUUUCAGUGGAAUUGAAAACAUCACGUUUUUCGAAUCGCCUGGAAGCGUUCGAGUUGUGAAAAAAGAGCAUUGUUUCCUCGUGAAGAAUAUGAACAAAUGUCAAUGUAAGGCCGCCUGCCGGGCCCGACCCACCUGUCUGAGCCUGGCUCACAGCGACGAGACCAGCGAGUGUCGCCUAUCCACCCAGCUCCCGCUGUUCAACCGCACCGAGCCGAGCAGCGAGAACUGGCUGGUCCAGUACCGUAAAAUCCCAGGCACACCGAGGCACCUCUGCUCCCGUCACAGCGACUGCGUCCACAUGGAUGGUCCCCACGGGUGUUACGGAAAGAAAGGCGACCAGAAGUGUUGGUGUGAGCGCGACUUCCGGCUCCAGGUGGCCUCCUGCUGCGUCAACACGCGCUGGGGCGACUUCGAGCUGGGCCUGUCCGGCGAGCCGGACCCGGAGUCGCGACUGGAGCAGGUCCCCUUCGACCCGGAACGGUGUCGGAGGCUGUGCGAGCAGACCGCCGGCUGUCUGAUGGUGGCGCUCGGCGUUCAGGAUCAGCAGCCUGUCUGCCAGCUGUUCGCCAGUGUUCGGCCCUCCUCUGAGCGCGAAACCGUCCAACAAGUCGGCCGGUUGUCGGCCCCUGAAGAUGCUCCUUCAGAGGCAGAUAGCAAUCUUGCUGGAGACACUCAGGCUGGAGUAUCGACUAACGACGUCAAAGUGGAAGUUCAGGCCUUUCGCUUUCGACGCGAUACGCCGCCUGAAAACUAUGUUAAAGCUGACGAUGGCCGAUGGUUUCUGCUGGGACUUAACAAAUCAACUGCCAUGGAGGGGAGCGCAUAUUGCAUCAGGAACUGGGGCAUUCUGUAUCCUGCCCAUUCUCUUCAAGACACGAAGAAUGUGCUGGCUCUGCUUGAUGGCAACAACUUCAAGAUGCUGAGCUACGAUAACCUGAUUUACGUUGGCAUUGACCGCGGCGCUGACAUCGUAUACCCUUUAGCUGACACCACCACAGCCUUUAUCACUUCAGACACCCAGCUGACCAUCACUUCAUGGGCGCCAGGGGAGCCGAACCUGCUGCCCCAGGAACAGUGCGCUGUUGUUCACACCGGCACAUCCCUUCUGCACGACAUCAACUGCGACCGUCGGCUGCCGUUCGUCUGCCAGCGGGUCGGGCGCAGAAUCUCGGGGUGGAAACAGUGGUCGGAGCACGACAACACCCUCACAGUGGACCUGGAAGGCCCACAUCAGAUCCACGCAGUGACCUACACCGGCGGCUCUGGCAGCCAGCGGCAGGCGGUCACGGUCACCACAUCCCUGCAGCUGGGACGGUGGAUGCCGUGCGCGCGCGCUGAGCCCUGGGGAGCGGCGCCUCAGGGGCUGGCCCGACUGCUGACCUGUGACCGGGUCACCUUCGGCCGCUACGUGCACCUGCACUUUGAGAGGGCAGUGAGAGUCAGGGGAAAUCCGAGCGUGUUUGGCAUUCCUGUUUUUGGCAGGUAGGCGGCGGACAUUCACUUGCGGUGCUUGAAAGCAAUCAUUCAAUCGCAUACCAAGAGCAUUUACUUUUUCUUUGAUGUAUGAAAAUCACUCUACGCCACAAGCACACAUGCAUACACACAACACAUUCACGUGUACCCAAGCAUUUGUUUGACGAAAGCAAAAAGUAAGAGAUGAGCAGCCGCUUAGAAUAAGAAUGGUGGACAUUGACCCAACCGUCUUAUCUGGACUGACAUAACCUAUGCAUUGAAGCGGUACGACAAGGUGGUAACUGACUACUGGCAAUAUGACCGUUCGGGAACGACCGACGGCGAAGUAUCGAUGUGCGCUGUGCAGAGCGCGGGCCAGGGAGUUGUCUGAUGCCCCGCUCUUUCUCUCUGUCGUCACUUGCCACACGAAUAUGACGUCUAUGCUGUUCAUCUUAGUCAUUGUCUCGGGCCCGCGUCCUGUGGCCUCCCUCCGGCGGCGGUAUGGACCAAACGUUGGACACUCUGCAGCCAGAUGGCGUCAUAAUACACAGCUCAGGCCUUCA